Molecule: messenger RNA, 1800 nt
Organism: Ectocarpus sp. CCAP 1310/34
Lineage: Eukaryota; Phaeophyceae; Ectocarpales; Ectocarpaceae
Source: the annotation of a GenBank genome assembly
UGGCGGAGUCGGAGGCGGACUUGACGACGGUUUCGCUAGGUGCGGGAGGCGUUUCUCUGGGGGAUGGCGAGAAUCUACUCGGACCUCGCUGCUGUGGAGGAGCAGGAAUCCGCCCUUACCAAGGACGUCGACCUCUUCAACAAGCUGCAACAAGAUUUGAAGGAAUCCCCGGCCUAUAAGGCGAUGAUGGAGUACGGCCAGUCGAGCGGUAUGGUAAACGUGGACGGGACGAUGAUGCCGGAUCCCACCAAACACCCGGAGCUGGAAGCCAUGGCGUCCAUGUCGGUGAAGGACAUGCUGGCGGAGUUCAAGAUGGAGGACAAGCGUAACGAGAAGCAAGGCGGCGGUGGCCGCGGCGCUGGCUCCGUCGGGGGUGACAACGGUUUCAGCCCCGUAUUUUCGGCGGCAGCGGGGACUGGGGGACGGUUAAGGGGCGGGGCCGGCGCUGGGGGAGUGGGAAAGGCGGGUGAUGCGGCGGCCCCGCAAAAAAACAAGAAGGGGAAGAAGGGAAAGAAAGAUAGGAGACGGUAGUACAGCCGGUGUGUGGGUGACGCCCAUGGUCGUGGCGAUGCCCGUUGUGUGUGGGUUUUGGUACCGGUACGUUUAUUCCGAUAAGGGGGGCAUCAUGACUCUUAGGUUUGUGUCCGGCUUUUUCAUGUGUGAGGACAUCGUAAACUCGGGGUUGUGUCCAGCAUUUUUAUGUGUGUUGUGUGGUGGUGGUAGUCUGCACUUUCGCGGACGGGGGGCGCCGCCAAGGGGAAGAGGGUCGUUCAUGGUUGCAUGUUGUUCAUUUCGUGGUUGGUGUCCUGCUUUUCUACGCGUGAGUUCUCGACUUCUCCCCGCACACUCUCUUAUGUUUUUUUUCCGGCGAGUUAACUUGUGUAGUAGGUGUGUACUACUGUGGAUGACGGGAGGGAGGGUGGCGCAUUGGUCAUCACGACUCAUGACGCUCGAGUCAUUGGCUGUUAGCUCUUUUGUGUCCGUACGAAGGCGUCGCGGAAGACUUCUGUUGGUUCUUCGUGCUCGGCGACGUAGCCGCUACAGGAUUGGAGUGCGCCCGGUCCAAGGCGGAUCUUGGCACCGGGCCGCCACAUCGCCCGGUGUAUGGAUGGCAUGCUUCGAGCUUCGGAGCUGAGCGGGCUGUUUUCGCGCGUGGGUUUGUGCAAGUCUUGUCGCUCGUGCCCGUUUUGCGGUUCUACCAAGUUCUGGGGAAGCUGUAGCGGUGUGGCUAUUAGUCAGCGGGUUGAUAAACGCGAUCUACUGCACUCGUGCUUUUUCACCGUACAUCCACGCAGCAAUGUUGACACCAAAGGUAGCUCUUUUCGUUGGCUAGGAGAACCUGGCUAGGUGUGUUUGUUUUUGCCUGUAGAGGGGGCGCUGUAGGUAUGGAGUCGUGUGUACGCGGGGAGGGUAAGGUAGAGCGGACAGCUCCCGGCAGUGCGUAUUUUCACAAGCACACAGCAGUUGUGUAGCUCGAUUUCGUAGGAACAGCGAUUGCACGGUUAAACGCGUUUGUUGCCUGUAUGACGUACGGAAUCUACGUGUUUCCAUUUAAUGUCGCACGUGUAGUUGUUGAGUUUCGGUAGAGGGCACUACUAUUUAGGUGCAUUCUCCCUGCGCUCGCUGUGUCAUUUUUGGGAGAUGACGGCUUCAGAUCACCUACAGCGAUAAGGGUGGGAAUCGCUGCGCUGCUGUCGAUAGCGUCAUGUGGGUCUAUUUAUAUGAUAGCUAAUUUCGAACCGGAACCUUGCGAUGAUCUUCGUUGCCCUCGCCUGCCAUGAUGUCGGGUACAGGGGACGA